AUGUCGGCAGCGGUUGCUCAAAAGAAAGAUGUCGGAACGUGGUCAGAAACGUUUCCAGAGCAGAUAAAUACGUUGAAGGAGUCAGUAAUGUUUAUGAAACGUCUGCUUGGUGUUGCAAUUUGUAACAUAACUUACUUGAGAACAAUGUUUCCCGGUGACGCCUACAUUGACAAAUCUUUAGAAGGUGUUCAGCUGAAAAUCUUAAAAAGUUCAGAUGCUUAUCCUCAGGUUAACAAUCUCAUCAACUGCCUCAAAGUCAAGUUAGUGAUAAAAAUAAUGGCUAUACAGAUUCAUCCAGAUGUUCAAAAUCUUGACAAGGUCUUGGACUCAUAUAACUUUCAGUUUACGUACAAUGAUGGUAACAAGAUUAAAAAGAAGAAAAUAACUACAAAAAUAUCAUGUGAGAGUACAAAAGAAUCAACAGUGAGCAUGUUACGUAGGUUGAUUGUCAUGUCUUCAACAUUGGAACCACUUCCACCUGUCUUCUCCAUCUCCAUGAAACUCUACUAUUAUGACAAUGCUGAUUAUGAACCACCUGGCUUUGAACCAAGCGAUAAGGAGACAUCCUUCCUGGACGAUCCUGCCAUUUUUGACAUUGGCAACGUCUCUACUAUAUACCACACACUUACCCUUCAAUUGGCCACGUCAACAAAGGAAACAACACCAUCAGUAGCAUCAACGAUAGCAGCGGCAGUGAAAAAGGUUAACAUAUCUGCGUCAAUUGAGCAAAGUCUAAGCGCAACGUUGGCAUUGGCAACAUCAUCAGCCUCGCCCACACAUGCAAACGAUCAGUCUUUAGUGUCUACAAUGUCUAGCCAUUAUAAUAACAACAACAACAAUCAGCAUCAUCAGUUCUACAACCAGCACCAUAAUCCUGGAGGUUAUGAUUAUCAACAACAACAACAUAAUGGUGACAAUGAUGACAGUGAACCAUUGAACUGUUCAAUGUCUCAAAAGAACCACAAUCAGAGGACAGCUGAUGAUGAUAAAGUUGUCAAUGCUCCCAAACGCAAGGCUGAUGAAGAUGUGAGGAUGAAAAAUGAUGAAUUGGAUGCAGCUGCUGUUGAUGUUGAGAAAUUAGUUCUAAAGAAUCCAAAAGAGAAGAAGCUUUCAAAAAGCAAGUACUUACAAUUCGGACCUGGGGCAGGCAAUAAUAUGAUCCAAGAAAAGUUGGCAGACAGUCAUGGAAAGAGCAGAAGAGCUAGGAAAUAA
Helobdella robusta is the source of this 1212-nucleotide messenger RNA. RefSeq lists its product as hypothetical. Lineage: Eukaryota; Metazoa; Annelida; Clitellata; Rhynchobdellida; Glossiphoniidae. The record is from RefSeq and is a predicted model, not a curated record. Bases 1 to 1212 code for a protein of 403 amino acids. The transcript is spliced from 10 exons.